AUGGAUGGAACAGCACACCAACACCUUCACCGAGCAACACUCCGAGUUCUCCAUUCCCACAACUUCUCAUCGUCAUCGUCCCUUGCAUCUCACACACUUACAGCACUCUAUGCAGAAUACUUGGAUCUGCUAGCACGGUCGUUUGCUGCCCAUUCUCACCACGGUGGACGAACAAAUCCGUCAUGGCCGGAUGCCGUCAAUGCCUUGUCAGAAGUCGGGGUUGAUGUGGAUGAGUUGUCCACGUGGCUGGGGACUGAAGCUGGGGAAGUGGGCAAAAAUACGUCGUUGCGGGACGAGGUCCAGAUGCGGGAAGAAAGGGGGUACUGGGAGGCUCAUUGUCUUUUAGAGCAUUUAUCAGAGGGUGUAGUGCGGGGUGAACCAGGAAUCCACCUUGUUUACGCUCAAUUACCCUCACCUGUCCAAUCGGAUAAUGAGGAUGAGGACGAGGAUAGUCCGUAUCAAGUAUAUACACCAGACUCUAAACCCGUUGCACUCCCGCCAUCUCCAAUCUCCCGCUCACCCUCUCCAGCAUCUAAACGAACGCGACCCAACGAAUGGACAACUUCUCCACCAGACCAUAUUCCCGAUUUUCUCCCGCCCUUUCCAACAACCAGCCCGUCCACGGCUCCUGCUCCAAUGCCCAGUACCAAAUUGUCGAGGCACAAGUCAGUCCCGUCGAUAUCCUCAACAGGAGCGAUACCUUACGUCCGCUCGGCACUCGCAAAUGCCUCAUUACCACCAUUGGAGGCCCCGGUCCGGUCCGUUCCACCAAAGGAAAUAAGCACCAUUACUAUUCCCUCGGUCGCACUACGGGAAGCUUUAUCCCAACACUCUACCGAUCCUACACCCCCGUUUCCAUUUCCCCAGUCAACACCUGGAACAAACCCAGCUCGGUCCAAGGCAGCGCGUGUGCUCGCCAAUGCACUCAAUCAGGCCUUCGACGCGUCAGACUCAAUGUUUGGCGCCUGGGGUGGAGUGGAAACUGGCCAACCGCAUGGUCAUGGAUUCGGUGUACCUGUGCUACUCGACCAACAAGGCGAACUCGUGCUCGGGAAGAAAGGGUUCGAUAGAGUGGGGUCGUUGGCAACUAGUGGUGUAGGAGGCCGAGUUAUUCCAAGAGAACAGGAUAUAGGAAGUGUUAUGGGUUACCUAAACUCUGCAAUCCUUCCACUAGCCCAUACAUUCCUUGCGCCCUCGGCUCUCCACAAAAUAACGCGCAUUGUUCCACCACAACCGCUCCGGGACUCGGCAGAUGCGGACAAAGCUCAGCCCAUGUUUUAUCAUACGGAAAGAUCGACGAUUGCACCAUGGUGUUUGCCCGUGCCCGAGGCGGAUGGUGGAGGCCCAUUGAACGGAACUGGAGAGGGACUGCCCGAGGCCAGACUGGUUCCUACGUGGGAUUGGACUGCCAAGGAUUAUGAGAGUGGGCUGAGGAGAGCAAAGGCGUAG
Rhizoctonia solani is the source of this 1449-nucleotide messenger RNA. Its product is annotated as bromodomain associated protein. Gene Ontology annotation, molecular function: protein heterodimerization activity. Lineage: Eukaryota; Fungi; Basidiomycota; Agaricomycetes; Cantharellales; Ceratobasidiaceae. The record is from RefSeq and is a predicted model, not a curated record. Bases 1 to 1449 code for a protein of 482 amino acids. The transcript has 3 exons.